This is a messenger RNA of Coniophora puteana RWD-64-598 SS2, 3260 nucleotides long. RefSeq lists its product as uncharacterized. The record is from RefSeq and is a predicted model, not a curated record. Bases 1 to 1299 code for a protein of 432 amino acids. The transcript has 13 exons. Gene Ontology annotation, molecular function: protein binding. NCBI's taxonomy places the organism in Eukaryota, Fungi, Basidiomycota, Agaricomycetes, Boletales, Coniophoraceae.
AUGCUGUCGCCAAUCAACAAGUUCUCAACUUUCCUCAAAGAAGCAUCUCUCUUCUUUGACGAUGGCAACGUGGUUCUUGCUGCUGCAACUACAGGCAGCGAAAACGGUCUUCUCUUUUGCGUCCACAAAUCAGUUUUAUCCAUGCUCUCCCCUAUUUUUGCAGACAUGUUCAUGCUAUGUACCUCUACGGACCCAGAGGAUUUCUAUGAAGGCAUACCAGCCGUGCGUAUGUACGAUGAGCCAGAUGAUGUCCGCGACCUUCUUAAUGUCUACUACCAUGCCUCGAUAACCGCACUCACCCGCUACAACCCUGAAACGCCAAGAAAAAUUCAAGGCCCUCUCCGUCUUGCGAAGAAGUAUCAAAUUGCAUCGCUGUAUGGCCAGCUUGUCAGGCACUUCCAGGCGGAUUGGCCGCAGACACUUCCAGAGUGGGAUCGGCUCGAAAGCGAGAUCAAAGCCCAGCAUCAACUCUGCAUGGACGUAGAAGAUCCUGAUGAUGCCCCUUAUGCUGACGUUGUGUAUCCCGAACCUGGCUCAGCCAUUCGACUGGCCCGCGAAUUUAACCUCGACAAGGUUCUACCGGCCGCUUUCUAUCAUAUGUCUCGUCUUGAUAUCACUUGCGACCGCGCAAAGCUGCACCUUGAGGAGGUUGCCGCUCGUAUUGAUGAAGUUCACGAAUCAGAGGGUCGCACCGGGGACUGGUCGUUCCUGACAAAGGACGAUCUUCAAUGCCUGUUGCUCGGCCGGGAGCGCAUCUACCAGCAUAUGCAAAUGGAGUCUGGCCGAUUCGACUUCCCGCCAGAUCACCCCAACUGCAACCCUAGCUGCAACAGAAGAAGCGUCCACACUAAAUUCUCUAUGCUCCUCCGCUCCACAGAUGCUUUGGAUGAUUUGAAGGCGCUUGUAGUUGACGGGGAUUAUAUAACAGAGGGAGUAUGUGCAGGAUGUCGGUCCAGAGCUAAUGCGACAGCGCUAGACGUGCGGAUGAAUAUCUGGGAGAAGCUCCCUGAGUACUUCAACCUUCCGUUGCCUUCAAACAUGUACGAUGAAGAGACUGAGGUACGAGACCUAGACCCCUCCAACGUUCCCGACCUGCCCGUGCUCGUAGCCCUCUCUCAUAACGACCCCUUCCUCACCGCAGAAUCAUUCAACGUCGACGACUUCCUCCUGUCAUGCUCGCAUACGUCGCUACCGGAUAUACACUCUGAACUCAAGGGAUAUUCGCUGUCUCUGCAAGAAGAACUUGCCCACCGCAUCAACGAUGACUAUGAAACCUUCAUCAGCCUCAGCUGCAGAUGAUCGGGAGAGGGCAAACACCUAGAGAAAAUGAACGCACCGCUAUCAGUGCAAACUCAGGUUCAGAAGCGGUGCAGUCGCUUUAAGCUGCUAUUCAUCGCAAGCCGGAUGCGUGCUCGAAGAUCAGAGAGGAGAAGAUCUGUCACAAAAGCGGAUCGUUGUUGCACGCCAUACCACCCUCAAGGCAAAGUCCACGAGGCAAAGGCUCGGUGCGACGAUUUCCUUCUCGCCCUCCGGGAGAAAGUUCGCCAGAAACUCCGGGCAUCGUGGCGUGAGGAAAGCGAGCGAAACAUGUGCCGCGGGCUGUGAAAUACAGCCAACUGAUGGAUCAUGCACCGAAGACCAAAGACGAUAACUGCACGUUCUCGUUGAUGAGAUACGAAGAGUGGACCGCACGCAAUCAAUGCCAUCAUCGGACCUCGAUCACGUCUUUUCUGCGGCAGUAACGGUGAUGGCAACGAAGAAAGACACUAGGGCGUCCGAAAUCGAGCGCACCAAGGCGUUCGCUGAAGCGCCAGAAUGCCUCCAUAUCUAGGAGUUAGGGAUUAUGGAAGAACGCGGACUGCGCUCUUCAGAGAGAUCUCAUGCCGGAUUUUCUGCGAAAAACCGCAUACGCCGGUACUCUGAGCGUACUUCGUUCCCCCCCAUGCCCUAUAUUCCAACGCUGGCCAUCCCCCAGUCCGGUGGGAACGGACGCGUCCUCCUUCGGAUUUACCUAUACCCCGCACGCCUUUGCUUCGAAGGAAAUCCCUUCUCAGACCCAAAUAAACGAUGUAACCUCAACGGCAUACCUCUUGAACGAUUCGGAAGACUCGCUCGCAGCAUUCCACAAUCAAACACUCAGUUUUGUUCGAACGUGAUAUGACGCGCAUCACGGAGACCGCUUGUCAAGUAUCUCGAAAUCCGGCGGCGAUGAAGUUGAAGGAUAAGGAUGGGGUCACUGCUGUGUUAGCAAGCCCAACGAGGGCACGAGGGCACGUGGAAGGUUUUAAGAUCAUGUCGAAUGUCGUUUGGGCGAAGGUGGAGCAAAAGGUAACGGAUGAGCUUGGAAGUGCCGUGUUCAAAGUGGAGAAUACCGAUGAAUUCCGCGACAUGGACCAACGCAAGCGUUCACUCAAUCACUCAGAUCCCUGGCAUUUUCCACUCACGUCGUUGGAAGCAUGCGAGUAUCUUCAGUCUAUGCUGCCUUCGAGUAACAGUGUCAGCUGCCUACGUAUUUCCAGCUUCGUUGGAAGCGUUCCUAUGCAUUGGCGCCAUUCAUAUAGCAGUCUAAAGCAUAUUUUAUUGUAGCGUGUACAAUACGUCACCGCUCAAGUCAACGCUACAUGGCCGCAAUGACGAUUACUGGAGUGCCCAAUUUUGUACCCCCGAAACAGAAUUUCAGAUUUGGCAACUAACGCUUCAGUUAAUGAGCUGGGCAAGUACAAGCCUUGGGUAAAGGGGGAUGGUCCCAGUAUCGAAUAAAUCCCUCGGAAAGGCAAAUCUACCCCAGGCAGCGACAGUUUUCGUUAACGCAGCCCCCCACCUCCCGUUCCUCUUCCUCCGCCAUAUGAUAACUCUACAUUUGAGUCCACCGAAGCGGAUAACCACGCGAUCAAACAGUCAGCCACUUUAGUUAUCCAAAUUAGCCGACUUCAGCAGAACGCUGGAUACCGAAGAGAAUAGCAGAAUGCUGCUUGAUUGAUGGAAACCCAUCUUGUAGAAGCUCCGCGCCAUGCCCAACGAGCGACCUCCCGUCAAGCCCAGUUAUAUCGUGCACACCAUCCUUCAACCCCUCAAGGACUUCUUUGCAGGCGCAGGCGAGCGUCUCAAAGAUGCGCAUAUGCAUGCAUAUACAACGGAGGUGUUCAACAACGUUUGCCAGCGGUGUAUUGACGCUGAUUUAUAGUAUGCCUACUCAAACAUAUAGACUUCAUCUGAUUGGUGCUAGUAUACAUCUCUGAUAAUCAUACAAUAUACAUGCU